Cylicostephanus goldi is the source of this 498-nucleotide messenger RNA. The record is from the annotation of a GenBank genome assembly. Lineage: Eukaryota; Metazoa; Nematoda; Chromadorea; Rhabditida; Strongylidae.
AUGUCGGAUCAUGAACCGGAGCAGCCACUUCCUGCCGGAUGGGAAAAACGUAUGAGUCGCACUAACAAUCAAGAGUAUUAUUACAAUCAAGCAACCGGUAGAAGUCAAUGGGAACGACCGACAGAGGCAGCUUUUGGAAAAGGUUCGGACCUCACGCAAGUGAGAGCUGCUCAUCUUCUUGUCAAGCAUGCGGGUAGUCGCCGUCCGUCUAGUUGGCGCCAGGACAAAAUCACUCGAAGUAAGGAGGAUGCGCGAAAUAUUCUGGAAAAUUACAUCAAGCAAAUCCGUAACUCUGAUAAUCCUGAGGCAACAUUCCGAAAGCUAGCGCAACAGUAUAGCGAUUGUAGUUCAGCAAAACGAGGAGGAGACCUUGGAAUGUUUGGUCGACGUCAAAUGCAGAAGCCAUUUGAAGAUGCUUCAUUCGCCCUUGACAUUGGUGAGAUGAGCGAUAUCGUGGAGACCGAUUCUGGCCUGCAUAUAAUCUGGAGACUUGCUUGA